GGAAUUGAAUUGGCUGAGGUUUGAAUUUCACUUCUGUCUUCUAUCAGUCUUGUGACUUUUUUUGUUGAGUCAUUAACAAACGACGCUAUUAAGGUGCUCUCAAACUCAUAACGCGAUCAGAAGACUGUAGGCUAUUCGAAACAAGACUGAGAAUCUGUGCUGUCAAAAUGCUGGUCAACAUAGGCCUAUUGGUUGCUGUGCUGAGCGUUGUCAGAACAUCAGUGGCUGUCACAGACUCUUCAUUGGAUCUGCAUUGGCAAUUAUGGAAGAAAACCCACAGCAAAGUCUACUGGAACGAGGUGGAGGAUGUCAUGCGAAGGGAGCUAUGGGAGAAAAAUCUGCGACUAAUAUCCAGGCACAAUCUAGAAGCUUCCAUGGGAAUGCACACGUAUGAUCUGGCAAUGAACCACAUGGGAGACCUGACCACCCUGGAGGUUCUGCAGCGUCUCGCCCUGCUGCGCGUCCCCCCAGGGCUCAGGCGGGACACCUCGGCCUUCGUAGGUGUGUCUGGUGGCCCUGUCCCAGACUCUGUCGACUGGAGGCAGAAGGGCUACGUCACUGGUGUCAAGAUGCAGGGCUCCUGUGGCUCCUGCUGGGCCUUCAGUGCUGUGGGAGCCCUGGAGGGUCAGCUGAUGAAGACCACGGGGAAGAUAGUGGACCUGAGCCCCCAGAACCUGGUGGACUGCUCCAGCAAGCCCAAGUACGGAAACAAGGGCUGCAACGGCGGUUUCAUGUCCGCGGCGUUCCAGUACGUGAUUGACAACCAAGGCAUCGACUCGGACGCCUCGUACCCUUACAAGGGUGUGCAAGGAGAUUGCAACUACCGCCCUGAGCAGCGGGCCGCCAACUGCUCGAGCUUCGGCUUUGUGCCCGAGGACAGUGAGGAGGCCCUGAAGGAGGCGGUAGCCAACAUCGGCCCCGUGUCCGUCGCCAUCGACGCCACGCGCCCUCACUUCAUCUUCUUCCGCAGCGGGGUGUACAAUGACCCCUCAUGCACCCAGAAGGUGAACCAUGGCGUGCUGGCAGUGGGCUAUGGCACUAUGGAUGGACAGGAUUAUUGGCUGGUGAAAAACAGCUGGGGUGCUGGUUUUGGAGACCAGGGCUACAUUCGAAUGGCCCGAAACAAGAACAACCAGUGUGGCAUUGCAAAAUACGCCUGUUACCCAUUAAUGUGAUCAAGCAGCCCAAUGGAACUCAUGAAAGGGAUCUUUUUGAUGGGAAUGUAUUUUUUUAAGGGAAAACAAUUACCAAUUUUUUUUUUAACUGAUUUGAACAUAUUAUUUCUACUGUAAUAAUUGUACAAUAUUAUACUGUAGUAUGCAUACUGUUCACUUUAAUGCUUAUGAAUAAUUUGGAAAUUAAGUUGUUGGGGAAAAGUAGUCUACAUAACUACUCUUCUUUAGGAGGUGAGGGCUAUCUGUUUGGAGGAAGUAUUAAGGGACGCAUCUGAGUCAUUCACCAGCGUCUUUGUUAGGCGAGGUCUUUUAAGAUAAUGUUAUCAGAGGCCAUUGAGCGAGUUGUUUUGAGGAACUGUCUUAACCUAGUAAACUAAACCAGGCUGUGUUGAUCUAGCCUUGCACCAUAGGGGAUAAACAUACAUAGUUGGAAUCAGGCCUGGCUCCGUCCUCCUUACUCAUAAUGCUCUGUCUAGUUUUUAAAUCUGUGUAGCAAGUCAUUAGAAUGGGCUUAGUUAGGACUGUGAGUUUGCCUAUGGUGCGAGUCCAGACUGUACAUUUCAUGUUAUAGUCUGACUUGACAGGCUUGGACUGUCUUGCACAUCAUGAAUCAUUUUGUAUUUUUUUAAGAUGAAUAGUAUUUUACUUUACAUAAAGUGAGAGUGACCUGUUUAAAAAAAAACAUAUGAAUUUCAAUUAAAGUUAUUUCUUUUACGCA
Messenger RNA from Engraulis encrasicolus (European anchovy), 1893 nucleotides. RefSeq names its product cathepsin S-like. Gene Ontology annotation, molecular function: cysteine-type endopeptidase activity; cysteine-type endopeptidase activator activity involved in apoptotic process. The transcript has 8 exons. Lineage: Eukaryota; Metazoa; Chordata; Actinopteri; Clupeiformes; Engraulidae. Gene Ontology annotation, biological process: positive regulation of apoptotic signaling pathway; positive regulation of peptidase activity; immune response. Gene Ontology annotation, cellular component: lysosome. The coding region runs from base 168 to 1175 and encodes 335 amino acids. The record is from RefSeq and is a predicted model, not a curated record.